CAAAUAACUGCAUUAGCAAUUUGCAAUGCUUGCUUUAAAUCGAGUGCGUUAUGAGGUAUUAUUCAACCUCUCAGCUUCACGCGGGAAUUUCAAAAGGUUUUGUAAUUAGGAGGUUAUGUAAUGAUAUAAAAACUUGUAUGAGAUAUCACUUAACGAGUUUCCUAUUUCCUAUUUUUCAGAAAGGAACGCAGACGUGGCCCUGCUAGAGGAAGAAGAAGACCGAUUGUCGAAACUUGUUAUAAAUGACGAUAACUAACUUUGUACCCGGGCAAUUUAAAUCUUGCGUGGUGAUAAUAGAGACCUUUUCUCCCGCAUCUUCGUGUUCUCCCUUCAUUGGCUGUACCUGUUGUCUUUGAGUGUUACAUUUGGUGUCGGAGGUGUUUCAAAUUCAAUUUCGCCAUGAAAUCCGAUUCUGCUGACCCUCCUGAAGUCAACUCCAACCACAAAGUCAACUCUCCCACUCCAGCCCCAGAACACGUUCAACCGGUGCGAGGUCUUCCGACAUUGGACAUAAAUAGCGACUAUGAAAUGUGGAAAAUCCGCAUGGAGUCUGUCUUAACUGGUCUUCCUGCCCACGCACAACACACUCAGAUUAUGCUGGCAAUGAGUGGCGCCGCCCUUCGCCGUGCUAUCGCUGGGGGCUUUUCUGCGCUCAAGCCCAUCAGCUACAAUUGGCACGUUUUAGAUGAAUGUUUUGCUAAAGCCUCCAGUCCCUCGGUUUACAUGCAUAUCUUUCUCAGCCGCUAUCAAGAGCCCGACGAAACAGCCGUCGAUUACCUACAUCAACUCCGCGAGUUGGCAACGCACGCAUUCCCUACCCUGGCCAACACGAGCCGGGACGAUGCUAUUUGCAACCGUUUCGCACAGGGCGUCUUAUCGCAUGAACUCAAGUGUCAACUUCUACGCCAGCCAGCGAAAUCCAUCUCGGAAGCCAUCGAGGUGGCUGAACGAUUCGAGAGUCUCGAACGCAUUCUAACCCCGACUACCAAUACGCCCUGCUAUGCUCUCGGGAUCGCCGAGCGAAAGACAACCGUUCCAGCACCACGACAACGCCGGUUCAAUGCCCCAUCAACCAACCAAUCUACAAAUCCCUCCAAAGAUCGCAGCGACCGAAGUAAAUGUUAUUACUGUCGUCGGUUUGGCCACCGCGCAUGGAAAUGUGGUCACAAUAAGAAACCACCAGGUGAGCUACCUUAUAAUAUGUCUUUAUUUGAUAAAUGUUCGAAAUCUCCCCUCCUCCUUGAGGGUAAACUGCAAGGCAUAGACGUCACCUUUCUGGUGGACACCGGGGCAUCGUCCUCUGUCGUUCGCAUGGAAUUGGUUCGAAGAUUCGGGGUCAAACCUAAACCCCUCCCCAACCAGCUACAGCUAAUUACUGCUAAUGGGGCCCCUAUCAAGGUAACGGACACUGCCACCCUCUCCAUCUAUCGUAGCGGUACGUCCAACGUUUGCGUUACAUUUUUGCGUGAUUCGUUACAUAAAAUUUAUCUUGUUGUAAUCCUUGCACAAGUACUCUACUACUUCCAUACCUAUAACUAUUAACUCUCAUAUCAAAUAGUUAUGGUUAACCAAAGUAAAAAGCAGCGAACUCAAUCCCCUGUAAAACUGAUGACUAAUUUUAAGUCGUUGAUUGCUACAUCAAGCAACACACUUCCUACAAAUGGUUAUAGUGAGCCACAAAACUCACUUGUAUGUCGUAAGCGUCGAGCUGAAACUGAGGAUAAAACUAUACUGACAGCUAGUAUUAGCACUACUCCCAAAAAUUCAGUACCCUCUGCUCAUACAGAAACCCUCCCUACACCUUAUGUGCUUAUCGAAAAGCUCCAGCCUUCAAGCUCUGUUUCAGUACUAUCUUCAGAAAUAGAACUUCUAAAGUUGUCUAUAGGAGAACUUAAGGCCGAGUUAAGGGACUUAAAAAACAAUAAGUCAGUAGAUCCUGGAAUUUCUGAUACCAAUACCAAAAUAUCCAAUUUAUCAGAUCAGAUCAGUGAUAUCAGAUCGCAGGUCUGUGAACUGGCACCUCUUACUAUCCUCAUGAAAACUGUAGACCUUAACAAACUUGACAAUGAAUCGAUAUCUAAGGUGGAUAACCUAAUUAACUUUGUUACUACAGAAGUAACAAAACGACUCGAUGCUAAACUAAAUGCUAUUGUCUACAACGUUCCGGACAAUGAGGCACUAAAAAGGGUACAGCGCAUCCUACUUAGUGAGGCGAAAAUGCCCAACUCCAAGACUAAGUGCUACAGGCUGAAGAAGAGUCAACAUGAAAAGUGUUGUCCUAUUCGUUUUCAGUUCGAAACACCGGCAGAGGCCAGAAAAUUCAUCCACUCCCAACACACCCUAUCGCAAGUCAGAAAUUACAAACUAAUAAAGGUUGCAGUGGACAAGACAGUCAUAGAAAGGCGCGUAUACAAUCAUCUCACUGAGUCUAAUUGUGGAAUAAACAAUAGGACAUUGCAAGCAGCAAUUAUACCCAACCCUACGGGAGAUACCGUAGAAUCCAACGCACCACCCCUCUCAAACCACACAGAAUUAUCCUCUCAGAGAGAGACACCAACCGCAAGGCUACUAAAUUGUAAUGAAAUAGCCAAUACUAUUGAUCGUGGGAGAUGUGGGCUUAUUUAUACUGCCAUUUUUGUUGUUGGCAUGAUUUGGGGUCAUAUUCUCCUUUUUUUUCACUAAUGGACUUAUGGACAGGAGAGGACAGGGCCGACUUUCGGGGGAUUUUGACUUUUUUUCCGGGAUUAUUUGGUGACAUGUCUAUAUCUACG
Messenger RNA from Trichobilharzia szidati, 2771 nucleotides. The record is from the annotation of a GenBank genome assembly. NCBI's taxonomy places the organism in Eukaryota, Metazoa, Platyhelminthes, Trematoda, Strigeidida, Schistosomatidae.